This is a messenger RNA of Puntigrus tetrazona (Sumatra barb), 2116 nucleotides long. It is a transcript of the gene dhrs3a, whose product is annotated as dehydrogenase/reductase (SDR family) member 3a. The transcript is spliced from 6 exons. The coding region runs from base 207 to 1118 and encodes 303 amino acids. Lineage: Eukaryota; Metazoa; Chordata; Actinopteri; Cypriniformes; Cyprinidae. Gene Ontology annotation, molecular function: oxidoreductase activity, acting on the CH-OH group of donors, NAD or NADP as acceptor. Gene Ontology annotation, cellular component: lipid droplet. The record is from RefSeq and is a predicted model, not a curated record.
AAGACACUUGGCACUCUGAUAGACCUCCUCUCUUGGACCUGCUCGCAUUUUAAGGGACUUUCUCCUCACAGACCAGGAGAGCAGGACGCGUUUCCAGUUACUCAGAGAAGUCCAGCGUGCCUUUUGACAGCUGACAAGUUACAAACACACUCACGAGCUUGUUUCAUUCCGCAAACUCGAUAGAAAGAUCGGACUAUCCGAGAGUCAUGAUGGAGAUGAAGGUGCUGGGAUGCGCGUUGCUUUUUCCUGUCCAGAUCUUGUUUUGUUUAUUGAGGGCGAUCGUGCGCUUCUUUACGCGCCAGAAGCGCAGAGAUCUGGGCACGGAUGUGGUCCUCAUCACUGGAGGUGGAAGAGGAAUCGGUCGUCACCUGGCUAAAGAGUUUGCCAAGCAAGGAGCAAGAAAGGUGAUUUUGUGGGGCCGCACAGAGAAAUGUUUAAAAGAGACAUGCGAGGAGAUCUCCAUGACCGGAACAGAGUGCCAUUACUUUGUGUGCGACGUGGGCAACAGAGAGGAAGUGUACCAGCAGGCCAAGGUGCUCAGGGAAAAGGUUGGGGAUGUCACCAUUCUUGUCAAUAAUGCAGCUGUUGUCCAUGGAAAAAGUCUUAUGGACAGUGACGAUGACGCACUUCUGAAAACCCAGCAUAUAAACACACUUGGACAGUUCUGGACCACGAAAGCAUUUCUGCCUCGCAUGCUGGAGCUCUGCAACGGCCACGUGGUGUGCAUUAACUCCAUUCUCUCCCUCUCCUCCAUCCCUGGAGCCAUCGACUACUGCACGUCCAAGGCCUCGUCGUAUGCCUUCAUGGAGAGCCUGACGCUAGGCCUGCUGGACUGUCCAGGAGUGGGCUGCACCACGGUGCUUCCCUUCCAUACUGACACAGAGAUGUUCCAGGGCAUGAGAGUAAGGUUCCCUAAGCUAUUUCCUCCUCUGAAUCCUGAGAUGGUGGCCGAACGCACUGUGGAAGCUGUAAGGACCAACACUGCCUUUGUUGUCCUUCCAUGGACCAUGCACUUUCUUGUCAUCCUCAAGAGUCUUUUGCCUCAGUCUGCCCUGGAAGAGAUCCAUAAGUUUUCAGGAAGCUACACCUGUAUGAACACAUUCAAAGGACGGACUUAAUCUUAGAAGCAGUGUGACUGUGAAAAAUCCUCAAAACCAAUUUUUUGCAAGCACUACGUCCAGGAACAUCAAUCUGUUGCUUUGUGGACGCAAAAAAAGACUGUGAAAGGGUCAUUGGGAACAGCAUAUCAAGGUGGCUUGUUUUCCCAGGAACUGUUAGGUCUGCGGGUUUUACGUGGAUAAAUUUGGAUUUGUUGCCCUAUGCUGGACUGCACACAGGCGUGUAGGUGAACAUGUUCUUUGAAUAUUGUGGUAGUAAGGAGCACAAACUGUUAAAGUGAUAGUUCACCCAAAAAUAAAAAAAUGACCUCAUGAUGUACUCGUCCUCAAUCCAUCCUAGGUCUAUAUGACUUAAACAAUUAGAGUUAUAUUAAAAAAGACUGGAAGAGGCUUGACGGUGAGUAAAUCAUGGGGUAAUAAUAAUUUUUGAGUGAACUAUACUUUUAAUAUAGAAAUGGUUCUUACAAUGCUCUGAGGUUUUUAUCAGGGCUUGUUUGUCCUUCUAAGAUGUGACAUGGGAGUUUUAUAGAUUUUCACUGAUUUUAAGAGCAUUUUUGUAAAAAAAGUCAAAAUCAAGUGUCCAAACACAUACGGCAAAUUUAUAUAUAUUUUUUAAAUAUGCUAAUAUAGAUGUUAAAAUAUAUUAACGUAAACAUUACAUUUCAGUAAGUUUUUUCUCAUUUAUCUUUUGGCCGUUUUGUUUUAUAUUUCUAUCCAAACGUCAUACUGUCCAAAACAAAAUAAAAUAAAAUAAAAAAAUAUAUUUUUGCAUUUACUCAAGUUAAGAUUGUAAGCGUAUGCUCUUUCUCAAAGUAUAUUUUGUAAUAUAGAUUUUGAAUUUAAGCAGAACUGUUUACCGCAUAUAUUAGAAAUAUAUUUUGGCCAGGGGAAAAAAUGUAUAUUUUUUGCCGUAUGGGACUUGUUUAAAUGAAUUCCAGCAUGUCUAUCUUCAUAUCAUGGUGAACUUCAAAUAAACAGUAUUUGAGCUUAAAAAAAAA